Molecule: messenger RNA, 900 nt
Organism: Helianthus annuus (common sunflower)
Lineage: Eukaryota; Viridiplantae; Streptophyta; Magnoliopsida; Asterales; Asteraceae
Exons: 1
Coding region: 140-574 (144 amino acids)
Source: RefSeq, a predicted model, not a curated record
UGUCAAUUUAUGUUCUGGAUGAUAGAUUUGGUGAGGUGAUUUUAGGGUUUACUGAUUCUAGUGAAAAUGGGGGUUUGUUAAUUUAGGGUUUGUUUUGGGUUGAUUUGAUUUAAGAGUGGUUAAUUUGGUGUAUUGUGAUAUGGGAUCAUCUGGGUUUUUUACAAUAUGUUUAAUAUACUCUGUGGUUGCUUUAAGUUGUGGAACCUUAAUGAUGUUUUAUAGUCAUGAGGUGUUUGCAUUCAGUCAUGGGACUGAGAUUGCAUCGAAGCUGCUGGGAUCAACGCCUCAUGAUCAGUUGUUGAUCGAAACCUCGGAUUCGUUCUCCGGGUUGCUGUUGUUUGCGGUUGGGAUCUUGUUGUUCAUGGUGGCAUUUGUGAAGGAUAGGGAUUUUCAAAGCUUUUUUGCAAAAGGGUGUGUGCUUCUUCACAUUGCGAUGGCGAUUUGGCGGAUCUAUUUUGAGAGGAAGCUUGAAGAACUCGGUCGUGAUUGGCUUCGGCUGGUUUUUGGUGAUUUUGUCUUGGCACUUUCAUGGGUGUUGUUUCUUGUGUAUAGUUGGAGAGAAAAAUAUGAUUAGAUGAAUACACACUCGAUUCUAGGUUCGUUCUUGAAUCGAUCGGUCCUAGGCUCGCUGUUGGAGCGAUUCAAAAUUCGUGCCUGGACAGGUUCAGAUUUUUGCUUGUAUCGGUUCAAGAUUUGUGCUUGGAUUAUGGUCUUUGGUGACUUUGAAGAAAUGGCUUCCAUUAAUGGAGGUUGUGAAGGUUCUUUUGUUUAUUGUUUGAUUUGUAGCACAUAGUUUCUUGAUUUAAUGUCCCUUUUUUCAUGUUUAUAAAGAAUAUGUUUGAUCUUGGUGUCUUCACUUGUUCAUCUUCCAAUUUCUAGAUAGACAUGAAAAUUCUUGAU